UUAAGCACUGCUACAUGAAAUUAAACUAAACAAUGCCUUUAAGCAUUAGAACUCCCCCUACAGCGGACAUGCUGAGUUCACCGCCACAGUUUAAAGUAAAAAUCUUACAUAUCCUUUUUUUGCUGCUUUUUCAGUUGGAACAUCCAAAAGGUUAGGGACGAUUCAGUCAGGAGUAAUCCAACUUUUGCAGAAACAUGUCUGUUCUUGACAGCACGUAGGAGAAAAUUGCAUUCACUCAGGGUACAUCCAGCAGACGACGGUUACCUGUGUCAUUACCUAGCUCUCUGUGCUUGAUAACCAAAGACAGAUCGCCAGAAUGGCGUAUCCAAACUUGACUGUCUCGGCCAAUCACAGCUCAGGUUCUGGCAACUUCUACAGGCCCUUCUCGGUGUUCAGUGUGCUGACAUUGACUCUGCUUGCCAUGCUGGUCAUCGCCACAUUUGUGUGGAACGUGCUGGUGCUGGUGACUAUUCUCAGAGUGAGAACAUUCCACCGCGUGCCUCACAACCUGGUGGCAUCCAUGGCCAUCUCAGACGUGAUGGUGGCAGCGUUGGUGAUGCCCCUCAGCCUGGUGCACGAGCUGAACGGCAGGCGGUGGAAGCUGGGCCGCGUGCUCUGCCAGGUGUGGAUCUCCUUCGAUGUUCUCUGCUGCACCGCCAGCAUCUGGAACGUCACCGCCAUUGCCCUGGACCGCUACUGGUCCAUCACCAGGCACCUGGAGUACACGCUCAAGACACGAAAGAGGAUCUCUAACGUGAUGAUCGUCCUGACCUGGCUCCUGUCCUCGGUCAUCUCCCUGUCCCCGCUCUUCGGCUGGGGUGAGACGUACUCAGAGGAGCACAUGGAGUGCCAGGUCAGCCAGGAGCCCUCCUACACCAUCUUCUCCACGUUUGGCGCCUUCUAUCUGCCUCUGUGCGUCGUGCUGUUUGUCUACUGGAAGAUCUACAAGGCUGCCAAGUUCCGUAUCGGAUCCCGGAAGACAAACACCAUCACACCCAUGGCUGAAGUUAUUGAGGUGAAGGAGGCGGCUCACCAGCCCCAGAUCGUGUUCACGGUGCGCCACGCCACCGUCACGUUCCAGACGGACGGAGACACGUGGAGGGAGCAGAAGGAGAAGAAGGCGGCGCUGAUGGUGGGGAUCCUCAUCGGGGUCUUCGUCCUGUGCUGGAUCCCCUUCUUCAUCACCGAGCUCAUCAAUCCCCUCUGCUCCUGCGACAUCCCCCCCAUAUGGAAGAGCAUCUUCCUGUGGCUGGGCUACUCCAACUCCUUCUUCAACCCGCUUAUAUACACCGCCUUCAACAAGAACUACAACAAUGCCUUCAGGAACUUGUUCUCUCGUCAGCGCUGAGGUGCUGGAGAUGAGCGACGGACAUUUCAGGGACACUGUAGAUACGGCAUCCUGCAUGGGUCAAAAGGGACCUGUAGCCCUCUUCUUUUCUCACACCACCUUUGUAAAUGUGGUCCUUAUAAACUGGGAAACCGAUACAGACAGGCCUGAAGAAUUGUAUGUAGAUUGUAAAUGAAAAAUUAACUGAUUUCAGCAAUGGACUGUCUGCACUGUAAAUAAUGGUGUACAGUAUAGUUUGUUUCUAAUUUACACUUAGUUUGUUUCUAUGGAUUGUAUGGGAAAAAUAUACAGUAGUGAUUGUCGCAAAACCCAAAGGAUAAAUUGUAAGGUGCUGAUAUGUUUUCAAAGAGGGAAAGGGAGGAGUUCUGCUGCUGUGGUGGGAAAGAGCUUUUUCAGCUUUUUGAUCAUUGUGUGAUUGCAUGUUGAACUUUUCACUGAGUGAAUGUUGCGCUCAAUACGAAGCAUGCUGUUUGUUAAAUGAACCAUCAAACCUGUUUUUAAAAAUAGAUUCUAAAAUAGAAUAGAUUAAAAACACAAAUGCCUGUGAUAAUCUCUCUCUCUCUCUCUCUCUCUGUCUGCCUUAGGGCAAUCAUUAUUCACUUACAGUACAUGUCCUCCACAAAAACCUGCACUUCUCAGUCAGUUACCACACUAAGUCUAGAAAGAAAGGAGCAGUGCUGUCUCUUCAGAAUAGCAUCUCCCAGACAGAGGUAGAAUUUCUAAUAUCAGUGCAGUUCUGGUUCUACUGAGUGCUAUCAAAUAUGAAUAUCAAAGUUCUCUCUCCCUCCCUCUACCUCUCUCACUCUCUCUCUCAAAUGAGGACUACCUUUCCAUUUAAGAUGUCACUCUCCUCUCCCAUAGUAAGGUAAGCAAUCCAUCUGUCUUUGUGAGCGGCUGCAUCCCGUUGAUGACGGGCUGCAGACUGACAAGCCAUUCCAUAUGUAAUGCUGGCUACUCACAGGCAUUAGAAUUUCCAUAUUUCAACCAAAGGAAAGCUUCACAACUAUUAUUGGCUACUAGUUGUACAGAAUCUAAUGAAAUCAUGUUUAUUCAAGACUUUUAUUUAUUUUUAUUUUAGUUUUUUACAUACAUAGUAUCUUUUAAAUAAAUGACAUUCCUAAACAUCAUUAAUAUGCCCAAGUUUUUGAUGUUAGUGAUGUUCUUUUUUUCAAAUUGGGGAAUUAAAUUGAUUUCUCAGACACACUUCCCACCUCUGUCUUGACAUUGUAAAUGCACAAGCCAAACCCUUGCUUUUAAAUGCACAAGCCGAACCACUUAAAAUAUAAGUGGUUCUGUCACUUAUAUAAAAAUAUAAGUGACAGAAGGACACGUCUGGAAAUCUUUUGGCUCAGUUGUAGUGUUUUGGGACACUCAUCGACUUAGUACCUCAGAAAACGUUGCCAUCUGGUCUGUUCUUGGCGGUUGAUUGAUGACUAUGAGUGAAUGUUUAAGCUAGAGACAGAAAGCAUGCAUGCAGAAGAGGAAAGAAGCAUCC
Molecule: messenger RNA, 2843 nt
Organism: Anguilla anguilla (European eel)
Lineage: Eukaryota; Metazoa; Chordata; Actinopteri; Anguilliformes; Anguillidae
Gene: htr5ab
Product: 5-hydroxytryptamine (serotonin) receptor 5A, genome duplicate b
Exons: 3
Coding region: 317-1348 (343 amino acids)
Biological process (GO): adenylate cyclase-activating adrenergic receptor signaling pathway
Cellular component (GO): plasma membrane
Molecular function (GO): G protein-coupled serotonin receptor activity
Source: RefSeq, a predicted model, not a curated record